Messenger RNA from Syngnathus acus (greater pipefish), 3759 nucleotides. It is a transcript of the gene tubgcp3, whose product is annotated as tubulin, gamma complex associated protein 3. The transcript has 22 exons. Gene Ontology annotation, cellular component: spindle pole; centrosome; equatorial microtubule organizing center. NCBI's taxonomy places the organism in Eukaryota, Metazoa, Chordata, Actinopteri, Syngnathiformes, Syngnathidae. The record is from RefSeq and is a predicted model, not a curated record. Bases 120 to 2819 code for a protein of 899 amino acids. Gene Ontology annotation, molecular function: gamma-tubulin binding; microtubule minus-end binding. Gene Ontology annotation, biological process: mitotic cell cycle; cytoplasmic microtubule organization; spindle assembly.
GGACUUGACUAAACGUAGCAAAAUGGCGCUGCUAGCAAUGGGUGGUUGAACGCAUUUCUGAGUUCCAUAGUGUCAUUUAUUCGCCAUUUAAACCACCCAAAACGUCAGCCUCGGCUAGAAUGGCGACCCAAGAUCAGAAAUCACCCAACGUGCUUCUUCAGAGUCUCUGCUGCAGAAUUACGGGGAAAAGCGAAGCUGAAGUUGCCCAACAGUUCCAGUAUGCAGUGCGAGUCAUUGGCAGUAACUACGCUCCCACUAUUGAACAAGAUGAAUUCCUGGUGACGGAGAAGAUCAAGAAAGAAUUGCUGAAGCAGCGACGAGAGGCAGAUGCCGCUCUCUUCUCCGAGCUGCAUAGAAAACUACAGACACAGGGAGUUCUGAAGCAUUGCUGGUCUGUUCUCUACUUGCUUCUCAGACUUUCUGAAGAUCCCCGCAAGCCCUCCAGUAGGGUUGGAAACUAUGGGGUUCUGUUUGCUCAGGCUCUCCCUCGAGAUGCCCACUCCACCCCGUUCUACUGCGCCCGGCCCCAGAGUCUGACUCUGGGCUAUGCGGAGAGGGGCAGCGGCUUUUCAACUAGCAUGGCCACCAGUGGUAUCUCAAGUUUAGGAGUGUACACACUCAAUGGACCCACACCAACACCGCAGUCACUGUUGGCAGGUCAAGCCCCACAGUCUGCGGCAGGAGUCGCUCCACCUGGGGUGUCUCGACUCGCCUGGACUCUUCCCGCAAGCGCCUCGGCUCUGGGCCCGGCCGCCAUUCGGCCAACCCUUGGACCUUCGCAAGCCAGCACCAGAGCAGUCCGCCUCAGGCAGGAUGGCGAUGCAUCAGGUGAGGUGAACGAGGCGGCACUGGUGCGGGACAUCCUCUAUGUGUUCCAGGGGAUUGAUGGCAAGUUCAUCAAGAUGAGCACCCAAGAUAAUUGUUACCAAAUAGACACCAAGGUGAUGGUGAGCAAAUCCCUGAGGGACACCAGCAGCAGACUGUCUGAGCUUGGCUGGCUCCACAAUAAGGUCCGCAAGUACACAGAUGCCAGGAGCCUUGACCGGGCUUUUGGACUAGUUGGACAGAGCUUCUGCGCAUCGCUCCACCAAGAGCUGAAGGAAUACUACAGACUCCUGUCUGUCCUCCACUCUCAGAUGCAGGUGGAAGAUGACCAGAUGUGUACAGACAGCAAUCUGACUCUCAGAAGGCUCCUGGUCUGGAUGUAUGACCCCAAAGUACGGCUUAAAACGCUCGCCGCCCUAGUCGACUUCUGUCAAGGCCGGAAAGGUGGGGAGCUCGCCUCGGCUGUUCACGCCUAUGGGAAAACGGGAGACCCGCAGAUGAGGGCGUUGGUGCAACACAUCCUCAGUCUGGUGUCACACCCCAUCCUUAAUUUCUUGUAUCGGUGGAUCUACGACGGAGAGCUCGAAGACACUUACCACGAGUUCUUCGUGGCAUCAGAUCCAAACGUGAAAACCGAUCGCUUAUGGCACGACAAGUACUCGCUGAGGAAGUCAAUGAUCCCUUCGUUCAUCACGAUGGACCAAGCUCGUAAGGUUCUGCUCAUUGGUAAAUCCAUCAACUUCCUGCACCAGGUUUGUCAUGACCGAACGCCACCAGGCAAAAUCACACCAGCCUCCAACUCUACAGACACACCCAAAGAUGCAGCCGAACUGCUGUCGGACCUGGAGGGGGCGUUUCAGGAGAAGAUUGACGCCGCCUACUUUGACACCAGUAAAUACCUGCUGGAUGUCCUCAACCGGAACUACUUGCUGUUGGAGCACCUGCAGGCCAUGAGGAGAUACUUGCUGUUGGGCCAGGGAGACUUCAUCAGACACCUUAUGGAUCUGCUCAAACCAGAACUGGCGAGACCUGCCACCACUUUGUACCAACACAACCUGACGGGUAUCUUAGAAACAGCCGUCAGAGCAACCAACGCCCAGUAUGACAACGUGGAGAUCCUCAAACGGCUUGAUGUGCGACUACUCGAGGUUUCUCCUGGCGAUACCGGCUGGGAUGUGUUCAGUCUGGACUACCAUGUUGACGGACCAAUUGCUACGGUGUUUACCAGGGAAUGUAUGGGCCACUACCUGCGUGUUUUUAACUUCCUGUGGAGGGCCAAGAGAAUGGAGUACAUACUAACUGACAUCUGGAAAGGACAGAUGUGUAAUGCCAAGCUGCUCAAAACUAUGCCUGAACUGUCCGGCGUGCUGCAUCAGUGCCACAUCCUGGCGUCUGAGAUGGUCCACUUCAUCCAUCAAAUGCAAUACUACAUCACCUUUGAGGUCCUGGAGUGUUCCUGGGAUGAGCUAUGGAAUAAAGUACAGCAAGCACAAGACCUCGAUCACAUCAUUGCAGCCCAUGAAGUCUUCCUCGACACCAUCAUCUCGCGAUGCUUGCUGGACAAUAGCAGCAGGUCUCUUUUGAACCAACUGAGGGCCAUCUUUGACCAAAUUAUCGAGUUCCAGAAUGCUCAGGACUCCCUGUACCGCGCUGCACUGGAGGAACUGGCCCUCCAGUUGCAGUUUGAGGAGAAGAAGCAGCAGAACCAGGAGGAGGGUCAGUGGGGUGUGACCGCUGAACAGGAAGCUGAGGAGAAGAGGAGGAUUCGGGAGUUUCAGGAAACUAUACCAAAGAUGUGCUCCCAACUCCGCAUUCUCACACACUUUUACCAGAGUAUUGUCCAGCAGUUUCUGGUGCUGCUGACCACCAGCUCAGAUGAAAGUCUUCGUUUCCUCAGCUUCAGACUCGACUUCAAUGAGCACUAUAGGGCCAGAGAACCGAGGCUGCGAGCAUCACUAGGAGCCACACGGGGGCGCCGGAUGUCCAAUAUCUGACACCUCCUUGUUGGAACAUUUCGUAUGACAACACAGACCAGACAACCAGCAAGUCAUUCCAAAAUAAUGGCUGCCUCGGUGGAGCUCUCAACAAUCUGAUAUCAAUGGGAGCCACCUAGUGACAACUCAGUGGAAGUCUGCUCCAGAAAAAACUAUCAAACAAGCCUUACUGAUGGCUUUUUAUGGCCCAACACACGAGUACUGUAAAUAUGCAUGUACGUGACAUUCAUUCUUUGUUUCGUAGUUAUGUUAUAGGAGCAGAAAUUCAAUCCAUUUCAUUACAGUUAUGUAUUUCGACACACCAGGGAUGUCACUGUGAUCAUGAGUAGCAGUGUGUGGGUCAGAGCUUACUUAGUAACACUUCAGUAAUCAGGACACAGGCUCUCGGAAUCUUGCUGGAGCUACAGGAGUCACACAGACUGAUUCGAAGCAAUGCAAUCAGCAGAGGUGGGAAUUCCGUCCCAGCGACAGACGGAAUGGUCCGCUAAUCCGUCUCCACAAUUUUUUUUGCAGAUGAGGGAAGAGAAAGUUAAAAAAAAAAUGACAGUAGUGAAAGUGAGGGCGGAGGCCCUUUUUAAAUAACGGGGACGAAUAGACGGUAUAUUAUAUUAAUAUACUGUAUAUUAUGAAUAAAGAUGGGCUGACAACAAUGGUGGGGUGGCCAGGUUGCAGACAAAAGACGAAUGGGCAGAAUUUGCGAAAUUGCCCAAUUCUGGCAAUCAGUGCAACUGCAUUUGAUCUCAGAUUGAAUGUGAAAUGGUUUCAUUUUGUAUGCACAAAGAUGAAAGACUCAUGUUUGCCCUUGUGUGAUUCUUUUUUUUUUAAUUCCAUAAUGAAUUUGUGUUCUUAGGGACAACAUGAAGCAAAAGUCAGCUAAUUAACUUUACCUCAGAUGAGAAAAAAAAAAAAUCAACUGCCAUAAACUUCUGCUUGAUCAUUA